This is a messenger RNA of Plutella xylostella (diamondback moth), 3186 nucleotides long. RefSeq names its product N-acetyl-alpha-glucosaminidase (gene Naglu). Lineage: Eukaryota; Metazoa; Arthropoda; Insecta; Lepidoptera; Plutellidae. The record is from RefSeq and is a predicted model, not a curated record.
UACUUAAGUAGGUAUUUAUGACCUAUUUAAAUAAGAUAGUCAGUAUAGCUACUUACUUAUAAUGAUGCUAUUACUUUCAUUCGGCGAACCUGAUGAUACGAAGCGUCUUGUAUAAAUAAGCGCCAACAUCUCUUAUUACUUUCCGAGCGAGACAGGUCAACGGUUAGUUUAUUGUAUUGAUUGAGCGGUGACGUCGCGACAACGAACGACGAUAAGCCACAGGGGAGCGCAGUGCGAGGGAAGUGCUUGUUGGAAAGCGUCGUCGUAUACAUUCACUCCUAUUAGUGUGUAGUUUACUCACAUGAUUUAUUCACGAUUAUAAGUGUCGCUGCGACCAUGAGUCGCGUAGUUGUGUUUCUAGCAUUGCUGCAGUUAGCGUUGGGUAUUGAUCCCGAUCUGGACCUGUCUUACCUGGACCCGGUGCGGCUGCAGACCGUGUCGCCGGACUACGAGCAGGCGGAGGCCGCGCAAAAGAUCAUCUCGGGCUACACGAACCGCGUCACCGUGCAGGUCGACUUCCAGCUGUUCACGGACCACAAGGAUACGUUUACAUUGCGAAGUGAUGGCGAGUCGUUGCUGAUCCGCGCCAGCUCGGGCGUGGCCGCCGUGUGGGGGUUCAACUACUACCUGAAAGAGUACUGUAAGAGUCAGAUCACGUGGCGCGAGCAGAAUGUGCAGAUCCCGCAGCUGCUGCCCGUGGCCAACGAGACGGUGGUCGCCAACGACCGGUUCCGGUAUUUCCAGAACGUGUGCACGGCGUCGUACAGCUUCGCGUGGUGGGGGGUGCGGGAGUGGCAGCGCCACGUGGGCUGGCUGGCGCUGCAGGGGGUGAACCUGGCGCUGGGCCCGGUGGCGCAGGAGGCGGCGUGGGCGCGCGUGUACCGCGGCCUCGGCCUCACGCAGGCGGAGAUCGAUGACUAUUUUACUGGCCCAGCGUUUCUAGCGUGGCUGCGCAUGGGCAACGUGCGGCGCUGGGGCGGGCCGCUGCCGGCGGGCUGGCACGCGGCGCAGCGGCGCGUGCAGGAGGCCGCGCUGCCACUCAUGCGCCGCCUCGGCAUGGUGGCGGUGCUGCCGGCCUUCAGCGGGCACGUGCCGCGCGCGCUCGCCCGCGUGCUCCCCAACGUCACGCUGCACUCAUUGGACACGUGGAACAAGUUCGGCGAGGACUACUGCUGCGGCGCCUUCCUGGAGCCCUCGGAGCCGCUGUUCCGCGAGCUGGGCCGCCGCUUCCUGCGCGAGGCGAGCGCGGGCGGACUCACGCACGUGUACUCCGCCGACCCCUUCAACGAGGUCCAGGUGCAGGGCUGGUCCACGGCGCUGGCGGCGUCCGCGGCGCGCGCGAUCCACGCCACGCUGGCGGAGGUGGACCCGCGCGCCGUGUGGCUGCUGCAGGGCUGGGCCUUCGUGCACGACCCGCUGCUGUGGCCGCUGCAGCGCGUGGAGGCCUUCCUCACCGCCGCCCCGCGCGGCCGCGUGCUCGUGCUAGACCUGCAGGCGGAGCAGUGGCCGCAGUACCACCUGUACCGCUGGUACUACGGGCAGCCCUUCGUCUGGUGCAUGCUGCACAACUUCGGCGGCACGCUGGGCAUGUUCGGCGGCACCCGCGGCAUCACGCGCGAGGUGCACGCGGCGCGCGCGGCGCCCGGCAGCACCAUGGUGGGCACGGGGAUGGCGCCGGAAGGCAUCUACCAGAACUACGUUAUCUACGAUCUGAUGACGGAGGCGGCGUGGCGGCGCGAGCCUCUCGACCUCAACCAGUGGGUGAGACGGUACGCGGAGCGGCGCUACGGCUGCAACUCGACGGGCGCGGCGUGGGACGCCCUGCUGGCCUCCGUGUACAGCUUCGACGGACUCAACAAGGUGCGCGGCAAGUACGUGAUCACGCGGGCCCCGAGCUCCCGCCUGCGCCCGUGGGCGUGGUACCGCAGCCGGGACCUGCUGGCCGCCUGGAGACACCUGGUGUUCGCGGGCGCCGACUGCGCCACCGACGGCUUCCUGCACGACCUGGCCGACGUGACGCGGCAGGCGCUGCAGUACCGCGCCGCGCAGCUGUACCUGCGCCUGCAGCCCGCGCGCGCCGCCUCCACCGCCGUCUUCAACGCCACCGUCAACCAGUUCCUCGACAUCUUGGACGAUCUAGAGACCAUAUGUCUAACCAAUGAGAACUUCAGCGCGCGCCCGUGGCUGGAAGGCGCUAAAGCGCUGGCAACUAACGCAGAAGAGCGUUAUUUGUACGACUUCAACGCGCGCAACCAGAUAACUCUGUGGGGGCCGAACGGGGAGAUCUCCGACUACGCGAGCAAGCAGUGGGCGGAGUUGUUCCGGCACUACUACACCCCGCGCUGGCGCAUGUUCCUGCGCGCCGCCGUGGACGCACACGCGAGGAAUGAAUUCUUCGACGAGAAAGCCACUCAGGACUUAGUGCGCUUCACCGUCAGCCGGGACUUCUUCAUCGCGGAUAUACAGUAUUACACAGGCGGUGACGUCAGAGACACAAGCCUGAAGUUAUUCAAGAAGUGGUGGCAAGCGCCGGGGCUGGCCGACCUGCCGAUGAACAUCAUCAGGCCGGAGUCAGCCACGGAGGCGCCUGAGGAGGACGCGUCGGAUGAACCGACCGUCGUGAUGCUGCGCUCUACCACCGCUUUGUGAGUGGUGGGCUAGUGAUUUUGGUGGUCUUAUGUUUCGAUAGAUAUAUCUUAUGUACGGUCAGCUAUGCAGCUCAGUAUGCACCUAGUCAAACUGACGAACCGUCAAUGUUUCUAUGAAUUGAUAGGCGAUUUCAGAUUGACAAGGUACAAAAGUGUAUAAUAGCUACUUAUGCAGCUGACUGUACGUGCACAGACCGUAGCUAAGUGAAAGGUUGUUAAGUUAUCCUUGUAUUUCCCUACACUACAAUGAUGUUGAUCCAUCCUUGGCCUAUGUAACAAAGCACUGUUUCUAUAGAUCUUCUUCCUUGUUCUAGAUUCCAUAGUCUGUAAAGUUGCAAAAGGAAAAAAAGACAAAAUGUGUAUUUAAACAUUUAUUGAAUAAUAAUAAAAUCUAAGUAAUUUACUCAAUACAGAAAUGUGUUUCUCACUGCUUCGUACAAGCAUCUAUAGCAUAUGUUACUCGCGCAAUCGAUUCAAAGUCUUGACGCAAAGGGGUUAGGGUCCAAUUUACUUAAAUUUAAAUAAACGUCAAGUCAAA